AUGGCAAUAGAACAAAAAAGAUUUCGCGUGCUUUCACUAAAUCUUUGGGUAUCGGCUGUUCAUGUUGAAAAUGGAUUGGAAAAAGUGGCAAAACAUAUUGAUAUUCUUGAGCCGGAUAUCAUCGCUUUACAGGAAGUGAUGAAUGACACAACUGUUCCUGAAAUCAUUCAAUUAUUGAAAGAGCCAAACAAAUGGAAAUAUGCACACACAGAAGAUAGUGCAAGUACAGCCAUCAUAUCGAAAUAUCCGAUUGAUGAGAAAUCAAUUUCUACAACUGGUUAUUCAAUCCAUGCCACCAUCCAGUUAAACGAUGGGAUUUCUCUCGAAUUUUGGUCCGUUCACACUCAAUAUGUAGCCUACGGUCCACAUGCUGCAUACAAUCGAAUGGUGACUGAUGUGAAACAAAUUUUGGAAGGGGAAAACUCGCCUCCUGGACAAGGUAGAGUGCAAAAUGUGAAUGAGAUUCUCGAGUCAAAGGAGAUGUUAAAGGCCAAGCACAAAGUCGAUACAACACCAAUCAUCAUUGCUGGUGAUUUUAAUUCGCCAAGUCACCUAGAUUGGACCCAUAAAACAAGUGAUUUGCAUCACAGCUGGGUAAUUGAAUGGCCGUCAACAAGCCUUCUUGAACAAGCCGGUUUCAACGAUUCCUACAGAGUUGUUCAUCCCGAUGUGCUUACUAAUCCUGGUCACACUUGGUCGACAUGUCAUAAAUCGAAUGGCGAAUGGAAUUAUGCGAUUCCUGAACCACAAGACCGAAUCGAUUUUAUUUUCUAUCAAGGACCGUUAAAACCAUUGAGCUCAUCUCCAUAUGCGGGAACUGAGCCACUUCAUCCGAUUCCAAAUCAUUGUGACAACGAUUGGCCAUCGGAUCAUUAUGCUCUUGUUACCGAUUUCUCUUUUAAUAUUCCCAAUUUUCGCUCUCGCCUU
This is a messenger RNA of Mesorhabditis belari, 927 nucleotides long. NCBI's taxonomy places the organism in Eukaryota, Metazoa, Nematoda, Chromadorea, Rhabditida, Rhabditidae. The record is from the annotation of a GenBank genome assembly.